Molecule: messenger RNA, 1581 nt
Organism: Vicia villosa (hairy vetch)
Lineage: Eukaryota; Viridiplantae; Streptophyta; Magnoliopsida; Fabales; Fabaceae
Product: SNF1-related protein kinase regulatory subunit gamma-1-like
Exons: 6
Coding region: 63-1319 (418 amino acids)
Source: RefSeq, a predicted model, not a curated record
GGAACAAUAAUAACCUUGUAACCAUUUUCAAGUUACAGAGAGAGAGAGAGAGAGAGAGAGUAAUGGCAACAAUGCAAGAGUGUCCAAGGAGUCCAGAAGCGAAACUUGGGAUGCGAGUGGAGGAUCUAUGGGAUGUUCAAGAGGCACAAUUGAGUCCUACUGAGAAGCUCAACGCUUGUUUUGAAAGCAUCCCUGUUUCUGCUUUUCCUUUACCAUCUUCAAACCAAGAAGUUGAAAUAAAAUCGGAUGCUACUUUGGCUGAGGCUGUGAAAAUAUUGGCACAUCAUAAUAUUCUGAGUGCACCUGUGGUGGAUGUUGAUGCACCUGAAGAUGCUAGUUGGAUUGAUAGAUAUAUUGGGAUUCUUGAGUUUGCUGGAAUUGUUGUGUGGAUUUUGCAUCAGUCUGAACCUGCAUCUCCUAGGAGUCCAUCCACUCCAACCAGUGCAAGUGCUAUUGCAGCCAAGGCAAACGGAAAUACUUUUGCUCUUGAACUCGAAGCCUUAGGCCUUGGAUCUGCUGCGACAACUUCAGGAGAUUUUUUCGAGGAUCUUACUUCUUCUGAACUUUAUAAGAACACCAAGGUUCGGGAUAUUUCGGGGACAUUCCGAUGGGCUCCGUUUCUUGCUUUGGAGAGAUCAAACUCAUUUCUAACCAUGCUCUUGUUGCUUUCUAAGUACAAGAUGAAGAGUGUUCCUGUUGUUGAUUUAGGAGCUGGUAGAAUUGAUAACAUUAUCACACAAGCCGCCGUGAUUCAUAUGAUUGCAGAAUGCGCCGGACUUCAGUGGUUUGAAAAUUGGGGGACGAAAAAACUCUCUGAUGUCGGUCUUCCUCUUGUGUCACCAAAACAAAUCAUCAAGGUUUAUGAGGAUGAACCGGUACUUCAAGCAUUUAAAGUGAUGAGGAAAGAGAGGGUUGGAGGAGUGCCUGUCAUCAAAAGAGGCGGCAACACGCCAGUUGGUAAUAUCAGCUUGAGAGAUGUUCAAUUCUUGCUAACGGCCCCAGAAAUCUAUCAUGAUUAUAGGGCUAUUACAGUGAAGGAUUUUAUGACUGCUGUUCGCAGCUACUUAGAGAAGAAUAAAACCGCAUUCUCAAUGUCAUGUGAAUUUGUCACAUGCAAAAUGGACUGUACAGUCAAAGAGUUGAUUCAAUUGCUUGACAGAGAGAAGAUUCAUAGGGUCUAUGUUGUGGACGACGACGGGGAACUUGAAGGACUAAUCACGCUAAGAGAUAUCCUCUCAAGACUAGUACAUGAGCCCCGUGGCUAUUUUGGCGACUUCUUUGACGGUGUUCUCCCGCUACCUGCUAACAGCAGGGUUUAACAGACAGUAAAUACAAGAAGAAUAAUUUGCUCUUGCAACGAUUUCUUUUUUUGUUUUUUUUUUCCAAUAAUUCUUGAGUGAAGAAGAAAAGUAAAAAAUAUGUAUUUAUCUUGAGUGUUGAAGAUGUGUACCUAGGUUUUUGUAAUGUGUAGGCAAUUUGCAAGUUACUUGAACCUGUUUUAACUAACGUUAGAAUCGGACUUUAUCUACUGUAAAUUCUGGUGUAACCACAAGUUCUGUGAAAUUUUGAGUUGUUUCUGUU